Panicum hallii is the source of this 1426-nucleotide messenger RNA. RefSeq names its product NAC domain-containing protein 68-like. The transcript has 3 exons. The coding region runs from base 206 to 1147 and encodes 313 amino acids. The record is from RefSeq and is a predicted model, not a curated record. Gene Ontology annotation, biological process: regulation of DNA-templated transcription. NCBI's taxonomy places the organism in Eukaryota, Viridiplantae, Streptophyta, Magnoliopsida, Poales, Poaceae. Gene Ontology annotation, molecular function: DNA binding.
CGGGGGCGCGCAACCGCCUUGGCCGGCAAGGAAACAGCUCACGGGGCAACGAGGAUUUAUCUACCGGCUUCCAGCCAGCCGCCGUUCGAAACCGGACACGAGGAGGGGGGAGACGCGGUCUCAUCUGGAACCUGGUUCGAGAGCGCCCCCAUCCAUCAGGCUGUUUGGGGGGUUGAUUGCUUUGAGUGCAAGGAGGAGGAGGAGGAUGGCAAUGGCGGCGGCGGCGGAGGGGAGCGGGCUCAGGGACGCGGAGGCGGAGCUCAACCUGCCGCCGGGGUUCCGGUUCCACCCCACCGACGAGGAGCUCGUGGUGCACUACCUCUGCCGGAAGGUGGCGCGGCAGCAGCUGCCCGUGCCCAUCAUCGCCGAGGUCGACCUCUACAAGUCGGAUCCCUGGGAUCUCCCUGAGAAAGCGCUGUUCGGCCGCAAGGAGUGGUACUUCUUCACGCCGCGGGACCGCAAGUACCCGAACGGCUCGCGCCCCAACCGCGCCGCCGGGAGGGGUUACUGGAAGGCCACCGGCGCCGACAAGCCUAUCACGCCCAAGGGCAGCGCCAGGGCGGCGGGCAUCAAGAAGGCGCUGGUGUUCUACUCCGGAAAGGCGCCCCGAGGCGUCAAGACCGACUGGAUCAUGCACGAGUACCGCCUCGCCGACGCGGACCGCGCCCCGGGCAACAAGGGGUCCCAGAAGUUGGACGAGUGGGUGCUGUGCCGGCUGUACAACAAGAAGAACAACUGGGAGAAGGUGAAGGUGGAGGAGCAGGAGGCGGCGCCGUACCACCACCACCGGCAGAGCGGGGGAGAGGUCAUGGACGCGCUCGCCGACUCCAUGUCCGACAGCUUCCAGACGCACGACUCGGACAUCGACAACGCCUCCGGUAUGCAGAACAGCUUCGGGAACAUGGCGCAGCAGGGCGUGCAGGCGAUGAGGAACGGUAUCGGCACCGUGACGGUGAAGGAGGACAACGACUGGUUCACCGGCCUGAAUCUGGAUGAGCUGCAAGCGCCUUUCAGCAUGGCGCAGAUGGUGAAUCCUAUCCCGAUCCACCAGACGAUGAAUCUGGCAGCUGGGCAAGGCCAUGGCUACUUGCAGUCGAUGAGCUCGCCGUCGAUGAAGAUGUGGCAGACAAUCUUGCCACCGUUCUGAGAGUUGAGAUGAAAAGGGAAAGACAUGCUCUUGUAAAUAAUGGGGGCAAUAGGAGUGUCUAGACAGGACUAGAAACAACAAAUCGAAAAUUUGGAUGGUAUGAUUCUGCGUAACUGUUGAUGUAGUCUUGUAAUGUUUAUUCAUUCGUUAGAUCUAUCUAUACAUUUGUUAACCUGCAAAAAGAUACCUUUGCAGUUCUUGAGCAAACUAUGAAGCUACUAGUAUUGUCAUAUAUAUGUUCAGUCUGAACUGAAAUUUAUGAAGGAUGAUUCUACGGCA